Messenger RNA from Rattus rattus (black rat), 1749 nucleotides. It is a transcript of the gene Aldh8a1, whose product is annotated as aldehyde dehydrogenase 8 family member A1. The transcript has 7 exons. Lineage: Eukaryota; Metazoa; Chordata; Mammalia; Rodentia; Muridae. Gene Ontology annotation, biological process: retinoic acid metabolic process. Gene Ontology annotation, molecular function: retinal dehydrogenase (NAD+) activity. The record is from RefSeq and is a predicted model, not a curated record. Bases 54 to 1517 code for a protein of 487 amino acids.
GUCCCGAGGGCAGUCACAGUGAGCUGAGUACAGGCUGAGAGCAUUCUCCUAACAUGGCCGGAAAAAGGGAACUUUUGAUGUUGGAGAACUUUAUAGGUGGAAAAUUUUUACCCUGUAACUCGUAUAUAGAUUCUUAUGAUCCGUCGACAGGGGAAGUGUACUGCAAAGUACCAAACAGUGGGAAAGAGGAGAUCGAAGUUGCUGUGCAGGCUGCCAGAGAGGCCUUCCCGGCCUGGUCAUCCCGGAGUCCCCAGGAACGUUCUCUCAUCCUGAACAGGGUGGCCGAUGUGCUGGAGCAGUCCCUGGAGGAGUUAGCCCAGGCAGAAUCUAAAGACCAAGGGAAAACCCUCACGCUGGCAAGGACCAUGGACAUUCCUCGGUCUGUCCUGAACUUCCGGUUCUUCGCUUCCUCCAUCCAGCACCACGUAUCGGAUUGCACAGAGAUGAGCCACCUGGGCUGUAUGCACUACACCGUUCGCACCCCCGUGGGAAUUGCUGGUUUGAUCAGCCCUUGGAAUUUACCGCUCUACCUGUUGACCUGGAAAAUAGCUCCGGCCAUCGCUGCUGGGAAUACCGUGAUAGCCAAGCCCAGCGAGCUGACUUCUGUGACUGCUUGGAUGUUUUGUAAACUUCUAGAUAAAGCAGGUGUCCCACCAGGUGUGAUCAAUGUUGUGUUCGGAACAGGGCCGAGGGUUGGUGAGGCCCUCGUGUCCCACCCAGAGGUCCCCGUGAUCUCCUUCACGGGGAGCCAGCCCACAGCGGAACGGAUUACCCAGCUAAGUGCCCCCCACUGCAAGAAGCUCUCCCUGGAGCUAGGAGGCAAGAACCCUGCCAUCAUUUUUGAGGAUGCCAACCUGGAGGAGUGCAUCCCAGCAACCGUGAGAUCCAGCUUCGCCAACCAGGGGGAGAUCUGCCUUUGUACCAGCAGGAUCUUUGUCCAGAGGAGCAUCUAUAAUGAAUUUCUGAAGAGGUUUGUGGAAGCUACCAGAAAGUGGAAAGUCGGUAUUCCUUCCGAUCCAUCAGCCAACAUGGGUGCUUUAAUAAGUAAAGCACAUUUGGAGAAAGUCAGAAGUUAUGUAACAAAAGCUCAUGCUGAGGGUGCCAAGAUUCUGUGUGGUGAGGGCGUGGACCAGCUGAGCCUUCCACUCAGGAACCAGGCAGGCUACUUCAUGCUUCCCACAGUGAUAACGGACAUUAAGGAUGAGUCCUGCUGCAUGACAGAAGAGAUCUUUGGCCCCGUGACGUGCGUCGUCCCUUUCGAUAGCGAAGAGGAAGUGAUUGCAAGAGCUAACGGCGUUAAGUAUGGGCUGGGGGCCACAGUGUGGUCAAAGGAUGUGGGGCGCAUCCACAGGGUAGCUAAGAGGCUUCAGUCAGGGCUCGUCUGGACCAACUGCUGGCUCAUCAGGGAGCUGAACCUGCCCUUCGGAGGGAUGAAAAGCUCUGGCAUAGGAAGAGAGGGGGCCAAGGACUCAUAUGAUUUCUUUACUGAGAUAAAAACCAUCACCAUUAAAUACUGACCUUCCCCCGGGCACGUCAGUCGUCAGCCGCGGCAGAGAAUCACUAGUCAGAGCAGUCAACAGAAACCCUUCUAUGUUCAGUCACGUCAUGACCUGCCAGGAGACUGGCUCUCGCUCACCUUGGCUAGUUGGUGUUCUUACCAGCUUGUGAUAAAAAAGGCAGUUUUUAUGAAUUCUUGAAAAUCUGCCAAAAUAGGGUAUUUUUAUUUGCAAAUAAAUGGCAAAACCAAAA